Molecule: messenger RNA, 3052 nt
Organism: Achroia grisella
Lineage: Eukaryota; Metazoa; Arthropoda; Insecta; Lepidoptera; Pyralidae
Gene: 128up
Product: GTP-binding protein 128up
Exons: 7
Coding region: 139-1242 (367 amino acids)
Biological process (GO): cytoplasmic translation
Cellular component (GO): cytoplasm
Molecular function (GO): GTPase activity; GTP binding
Source: RefSeq, a predicted model, not a curated record
UCAAAAAAACUUGUACACGAUUUAUCGUGGACACAUUUUUUCCAAUUUCAAUCAUAUUGUUAUUUUUAAUAAUAUUAUAAAUAAAUAAAUAAUCUUCCCUAUAUUUAUAAAAUAACGUGCAUAAAAUAAACAUUAAAAAUGAGUACUAUACUAGAGAAAAUAGCCGCUAUUGAGGCUGAGAUGGCCCGGACACAAAAAAAUAAAGCAACAGCGCUUCAUUUGGGUAUAUUGAAAGCGAGGUUAGCAAAACUCAGACGAGAACUUAUAACUCCUAAAGGCGGCGGCGCUGCUACCGGCGAAGGAUUUGAUGUUGCCAAAACUGGGGAUGCUAGAAUUGGCUUUGUUGGUUUCCCCUCAGUUGGCAAGUCUACCUUGCUAUCUAAUUUGGCAGGGGUAUAUUCUGAGGUGGCAGCAUAUGAGUUCACAACUCUGACUACUGUACCAGGCUGUAUUAAAUAUAAAGGUGCUAAAAUUCAGCUUCUGGAUUUGCCUGGAAUCAUCGAGGGUGCUAAGGAUGGCAAAGGUAGAGGUCGUCAAGUAAUUGCCGUGGCUCGAACCUGUAGUCUCGUAUUUAUUGUAUUAGAUGUAUUGAAACCGCUACAACACAAAAAACUAUUGGAGCAUGAGUUGGAAGGUUUCGGCUUGCGGUUAAACAAACAACCACCCAAUAUACACUUUAGGAAAAAAGACAAAGGUGGAAUUAACUUGAAUACCACAUGUACACAAACAGAAUUGGACCUCGAGGCAGUAAAGACUAUUCUUUCGGAAUAUAAAAUUCAUAAUGCCGACAUAACACUCCGAUAUGAUGCUACCAGCGACGACCUGAUCGAUGUCAUUGAAGGCAACCGGAUAUAUGUACCUUGUAUUUAUCUGCUGAACAAAAUCGAUCAAAUCAGCAUAGAAGAAUUAGAUGUUAUCUAUAAAAUACCUCACUGUGUCCCAAUAUCGGCUCAUCACAAAUGGAAUUUCGAUGACCUUCUAGAAAAAAUGUGGGAAUACCUAAAACUCAUUAGAAUAUACACCAAGCCUAAAGGUCAACUACCUGACUACAAUGCCCCCGUGGUGCUGCACGCUGACAGAACUAGCAUCGAGGACUUUUGUAAUAAACUUCAUAGAUCUAUUGUGAAGGAAUUUAAAUAUGCAUUGGUUUGGGGAUCGUCUGUGAAGCACCAGCCUCAAAAAGUGGGUAUUGAACAUGUGUUGGCUGAUGAAGAUGUCGUCCAAAUUGUUAAGAAAGUCUAAAGUCAUUAUCAUAAGUUCAUUGAAGACUAUCUUGUGAUUCUAAAUUACCUAUUCACACGGCAUUGUAUAAGCCAAAAUGAUUAUUUGACACAAAUAAGAUGUGUUGCCAACGUAAUACAUACUAGAAAUAACAAACUUCAUAUAUUUAUAAAUAUAAUUUUUACUUCUGAAAUGAUUCAAUGUUGUUUUGCCAUAUCAGCAGGCUAAGGUCUUUAGACCAUACAGCCAGUUCGUUAGUUUAUUUUUGUUUUGGCAUAACACUGAAAUCAGAUUUAAGAAUUAUUAUGAUUUACUUCAUACAAAUGUUUUUGAAAAGUUACGAAUUGAUAACUGUAGACCAAUUUCGCGCGUCGACAUUUCCUGAGAUGCGAGAAAAACUAGAUAUUUGCAGUAGAAAUUUACAGAGGACAAGUUUUGACAAGUUUAUUUAUUUCGCAUAUUUAUAAAUAUGAAAAAUAAAAUCUUUUUAUGUUUACGAGUAUAAAAAAAAGUACAGAAUGAUGACUAAGAAACUCUUAUAUAAUGCCGUGCAUACAUAGGUUCUAAUAACAGUAUCUUAUAAUGCUUGACUACCUGAAAAGUAUUUUUCUCUAACUGUAAUCGAUUCUAAUGACUUCCGUUUGUUCUAACGCUUUAAAUAUCGAAUUUAUUGCAUUUAACAAAUGAACCUAGAAUAAAUCGAAUAGAUGUUAAUUUCUUCUUAUGUAGCAUAAAUACAGAGUAAUCAUCAUGGUAAACGAAUUCAAAUGAUAGUGCUAAUUCGAAUAUGACAAUAUUAAAGAUUCGAAGUAGUUUACCUAAAUUUGAAUCUGACGAUUCACACUUAACUAGAAAGAAGAUAACAAUCUGUGCUUAACUUCUACCACCUCUAAACAAAUAAAUAAAAUUGAAGUGUUUGUAAUUUCAAAUUAACAGGUUUUUACUAGAUGCAUAUGAAACUAUAUGUACGUUUUUGUUAAUCUCUGAAAAAGAUGGACUGAUUUUUACGGGCUUUCACUCACAGAUGAUUAUUGUUAUGAAGAGUUAUUUAGGUUACUUUUAUUUUUCAAAUUUAUUUAUUUAAAGAAACAAAAAAUUCACGCGGAUCAUGUCACGAGUAAAAAGUAAAGUAAAUCUUUACACUUCUAUUAAAAUAUAUCGUUAGAAUAAUGAUAUUCUUUAUCGAUUGAUAUUAAAUCAAUUGUAAAUACUUUUUACGAUUCUCUACCGAAACCAAAAUAAACCCGAAUUGAGUUUUAGGACAGAUAAUACGAUAUACUGUAUAAUCACUUCAUAAAUACAAAGUAAAAAAAAAAUCUAUCUAUCCGUAUUUUAUUUUAUUAAUCUAAUUUAGUUUUUAAGUGUAAAUGUUUUACGUUCAAAAUAAUUUAAAAAUCUUUUCAGGUAAUCAAAUUGUUGUUAUUGUCAAAAACAUAAAAUGUAUGUUUUAAAUAAAUGCAUUAAUUCACUGUGGUAAUCUACAGAUUACACCAACUUUAAGCGUAAUGUUACAAUGUAUUUUUUUACUCAAAUGGUCUGGUUGGAUUUAUCUGCGUUAAACGGUAGACCAAAAUUAAGUCCAGUAGUCUAAGAAACUAUGUAUUUGAGCAACAAUUACCGUGGCGUUUUUGACUUUUGCCCACUCGGAUAGUAUUAUAUAAUAUCAUAAAGUGAUAUUUAUGGUUAUGUUUUUAAUACCAAAAAAAAGUACUGUAACCCUUAUGUCAAGAACGCCAUCUUACAGAGCCGACAGAUUAACUAUGGAUACAGUUUUUAAGUAUACUAUGGUUGAAUGCACAUUGGGAUGUUUUAGUCUUGUACAGAAUGCUCA